AUGAGUGAGACAGAAAUCAUCACAAUCCGCAAACCGGACGGAACCACCGAAACCAAGACAGUGUGGACCAGCUUGUUUGAUUUGAUACGGUUGCUGUUAUACAGUUUUUCUCGAAUUUUUCUACAGUCUAAAAAAUGGACAGCCGAGUGUAUUUUUAUUCAUAGAGACGCAUUAUGUCAUUUCAUCAACAAAAUGUAUUAUAAUUUGAGAGUACCAGAUUUUAUAUCCCAGAUCCGGUCCACCCAACCGCAUUUGAUCCUCUCUCCAUUUUGCUGUUUCAUCACACAAUUUUCCACCCUUCUACCAGUUAUUUAUUUACCUGUCCUCCUCCUCCUUCUUCUUCUAUUCCCAUCGAUUUCCUCUUCUGAAUAUAUAUUUUUGGCGUCGACGUCGUCCCGUAAUUGUUUUCAGCAGCUCUUUUUUUCAGAUUUCACAAGUAGAAAAACCAACAAAAAAAUGUAUUUUUUGAAUCGGCAAAACUUGGAAUUCUUUCUAUAUCAUAACUUUUUUUGGGUUUGCUGGUCUUGUUAUUUCUUUUGUACUAAAUUCUCGUCGUCUCCUUUUUCCGAGAAGAAGAAGCUUCAGUUCCACAUGGCUAACAAGGUGAAAAUCAUUCCAACCAACCGUCAAGGACAACUGAACACUGGAUUCUUGGCGACUCUUCCAGGAGUUCUCAAGAUUGCCGAGAUUGUUCUCUCUUCUAUCGCUUUCAUCCUUGCCAUCUGUGCCGAUCGUCGUACAACAACUGCUGCCUUCACUGAGCACAUCUCUUUCGGAUGCGUUUUUGUUGUUACCGGCCUUCUCCUCGGAUACGUCAUCUUCCCACAUCUCACCCUCAAGGAUGAAGCUGCCAGAGAAGGUCUUAUUGUUGUUGAAUUACUGUUCUAUGGAAUCAACACUGUUCUCAACUUCAUCUCAAUCUGGUUGAUGGUUCAUUUGUCUGCUAGUUGGGGAACCGAUGGACGUGGAGCUGCUAUCAUGACUGCCGUCAUCUGCGUCGCCCUGACUGUGUUGUUUGCCAUUGAAACAGUUCUGAAGCUGAAGGCAUGGCGAGGAGAAAACGAACCACAAUCUGUUGUUGAAGCUGGAAAUGCUCAAGCCUAA
Messenger RNA from Caenorhabditis briggsae, 1104 nucleotides. NCBI's taxonomy places the organism in Eukaryota, Metazoa, Nematoda, Chromadorea, Rhabditida, Rhabditidae. Bases 1 to 1104 code for a protein of 367 amino acids. The record is from RefSeq and is a predicted model, not a curated record. Gene Ontology annotation, cellular component: membrane. The transcript has 8 exons.